Ruditapes philippinarum (Manila clam) is the source of this 1016-nucleotide messenger RNA. Its product is annotated as prostaglandin E2 receptor EP4 subtype-like. Gene Ontology annotation, molecular function: G protein-coupled receptor activity. The record is from RefSeq and is a predicted model, not a curated record. Gene Ontology annotation, cellular component: plasma membrane. NCBI's taxonomy places the organism in Eukaryota, Metazoa, Mollusca, Bivalvia, Venerida, Veneridae. Gene Ontology annotation, biological process: inflammatory response; positive regulation of cytosolic calcium ion concentration; adenylate cyclase-activating G protein-coupled receptor signaling pathway. Bases 18 to 965 code for a protein of 315 amino acids. The transcript has 2 exons.
CGACAAAUACCACAGGGAUGAGGAGCAGUACCAGGACCAAGUCUCAGACCUCAUUUUAUUUGUCAUUAUGCCUGAUUUGGAUACCAGGAAUUCUUACAAACCUACUUGCUCUUUUCUUUAUCAUCCGUGAUAUAAAGAAAGCGGUAUUUCCCGCUAUUAUCUUAUUGCUCGUGCUUUGCACGUGCGACUUUAUCGCUGUUUGCUUUUCGAUCACGCGCCACAUGGUAAUCAGAUAUGUCACGGAUGUGAAUUAUCCAAUGUGUGCCUCCCUGGCUACAUUCCACUCACAUUUCAAACUGUUCUCAGGUGUUAUGAAUGUACUUAUGGCGGUUGAUCGCGUGCUGGCGAUAUGCUUUGCGUUCUAUUAUAAACAACACGUGAGUGUCAAAACGUGGAAAUUAGCCUGUCUUCUUGCUACAGUCUCUGUAGCGGCACUGAAUCUAUUGCCAUUAAUUGGACUUGGAAGUUAUACCGGCACGAGAAAGAGUACGGGGAAAAUGUACUGCACAUCACUCAGUUUUAAGGCACCGCCGAUAGAGAGGGUGUACGGGAUGGCGUAUGGAUUCGCGGGAAUAAUAUGCGUGAUCAUGAUUGUAUGCCUGAAUGCGGUUGUGAUACGGUCUGUUUUGAAGCUCUCCUCACGGGUUGUUAGCUAUGUACCAUCAGAGUCUGCCACCAGUUCAACAGGGGACACCAACUCAUCGAAAGUAAACCAAGCCUCAGUGGAAGUUGCUUUUGCUAAAUUGAUGCUUGCACUAGCGACUGUCUACCUGGUCUGCGAAACUCCUUACAACGUUUUGAUUUUACUGCAGCAGUUUAGGGUACCAGUCGACGUAAAAAUUACAAGCUAUGUUCAUCUCAUCUCAGGAUUCAGCUACACUGUAGAUCCGGUUGUUUAUAUCCUCAUUCGUAAAACCAACCGGAAACGUAUCGUCGAUUUCCUCUGUCGCAGAAAGGAUUCAUGAGUUAUCUUCUCUUUAAUUAUACUGACGUCAUAUUGACGGCAAUUAUUUGUA